This is a messenger RNA of Rhineura floridana, 3238 nucleotides long. RefSeq lists its product as uncharacterized. The transcript has 2 exons. The record is from RefSeq and is a predicted model, not a curated record. The coding region runs from base 11 to 2293 and encodes 760 amino acids. NCBI's taxonomy places the organism in Eukaryota, Metazoa, Chordata, Lepidosauria, Squamata, Rhineuridae.
AGCCUGGAGAAUGCCCGUGGGCCUUACAGCGUUCCCUGGACUCCAACUCCCGUUAUCCCUCGUUGCUGCCGGGGCUGGCUGGGGCCCUGAUGGUCCCGCCGUACCCCCCCCCGAGUGCCGCUCUAGCCAACGCACUCAGAUUCCUCGCGUGGGGGGCGCAAGUAUUGGCCGCGCAAAUGGGUUUCCAUGGCAACCAGAAAGCCGGAACCGGAAGUUCCCCGGGUACUUCCGGGGGAGAGAAGGGAAAGAGCCCUGCCUCCGUGUGGUGCGCAAAGGAAUGGCGGAUUCUGGCGAGGCCCAGCGUCCCCAUCAGGCGGACGCGGCUCGGCGCCGGCGUAAGCGCCGCCGCCCUGCCCGGGAGUCCCCCUGUCCAUGGGACGGGGAAGAGGGCUGGGACGGCCGUUGGGGGCCUGAGGGAGAGGAGCCCGGAUGGGGCGGCGGGCCCCCACCGGAUUUUGCCCCCCCACCUCAUCCAGGAUGGGAUGGCCCUCAGUGGGGGGGGCGAGGAGGGCCUGCGGAGCCCCCCAGGGGAGGCUCCUGGGACAGGGUGUGGGAAGGCCCCCGCACGGAGGGGCUGUUUGGGGAAGGCCCCCGAGAGACGUGGGACGCCCCAGCCAGAGAGGGCAGGGCCCCCAGGGAGCAGGUGCGUGGGGGGGAGCCCCGCCACUUGAUGCCCUCCGGCCCCCAGAGCCAGUGGGGGAGUGGCCCCCCGAGCGAGGCCGCGCAGGAGCAGCGCCCUUGCGGCAGGAGAAGCAGGUGGGACGGCCGAGAGAGACAGGCGAGGCAGGAGCCCCCCCAGCCCGUGAGGGAGGAGCCCCUGGGCAAGGCCAGGUGGAAGACCCGCUGGGACAGCCCCAGGCGGAAAGAGGGGGAGAUGCAGCUGCAGCAGCUCCUGCUGCUAGCCCCGCCUCCCGCUAGAGGGCACCUGGGCCAGGACAGCCCAGAACGGGUGAGGAGGCAGCAGCAGCAACUGGGGGGUUCCAACGGGCAUCACGGCGGCUGGGCUGAGCUGGAGAGGGAGACGAGGCAUGAGGGCUCCACGGGAAGGAGGCGCCCCCGAAGGGAGCAGCUGCAAGCCAGCCCUGUUGAGGCUGGGGGCCAGUGGCGUGGGCCUGAGAGGGGGGAAAGGGAGCCCCAUAGCCCAGCCAGAGGGGAAAGGGGUUGGGGCAACCACAGCAGGGGGAGGAAGCAGGAGGGCCCCCACAGAGUUGAGAGGAACUGGGGGAGCCCCGAUCAUCAGGAGGAUUUGGGGACUUUCAGCGGCCAAAACCCGCCAAGUUGGAAACAGGGCAGCGUGGAGUGUGGCGGAGGCAGGUGGGAGAGUCCCGAGUGCAGCAGGCAGGAGCAUUCCCCCCUGGCCAGAGGCAGGAGCCCCAACAGGUCAGAUGCACAGCAGACCCCUAGCAGACACUGGGGCAGCCCCACCGGUUUCAAGAGAAGAUGGAGUUCCGCUGGAGCAGACGUGGGGACCCUCGAAUGGGAAGGCAACCAUGAGGAGAACGCAGACGGAGGUGGCUGUAGUCCUGCCCAGAACAGCUCCUCGGCACAAGUGACAUCCAGCACAGUGGCGACCCCGUUGCUCACCUCAAAAAUGUGGGCCCCCCGUGAGCAGGUGGUGGAAUAUUGGAUGAAGUGCCGGAGCGCCUUGUCGAGGAAGAUGAAGGACAGGCUGUUGUCCGUCUGCCCCCGCCCCACCCUGCCCCACAGGAUGUCUGAGACCCCUCGCCUCAACCCAGAGAUCGCCAGCCUGCUGAACAAAAACAAGGAGAGGCUUCUGGCAGCGGCCAUCCACGACAUGAACAUUCUCCAGAACGAGGUCUUGGACAUGCUAGCCCCGGCAAUGACCAUCUAUGAGAUGGCUGAGGAAGCUCUGGAGAAACAGGAGGGGGUGGACCCCAUGGAGCUGCGGGAGUGGGCCAGGCGCCUCAUCCGCUACAUUGGCAGUAUGAACUACCGGCUCACCAUGCAGCGCCGCUUGCAGGUCCUUGGCGCCAUCAACCCUCGGCUGCGGUCCGUCUCGUCCAAAAUGAUCAGCCAGAGCACUGACGGGAUGCUCUUUGCUGAAGACAAAGUCAAGCUCUUGAGGGAGAUCAUCAUGAGGUUCCCACAGUUGACACAGCCUGCAAAGAACCUGAUCCACAAGAGAUACAACCAGUUCUCCAGAGGGGCCUUAAAUGCAGCUGGCUUUGCGCAUCUCAGACCUUUGCCCUGGAGGCCUGGUUCACGCCGCCAGCCUGGCAAUGCUCAGCCCCAAAGUACAGCUGCGCAGUGGGCCAAACAGGGCCAGCAGUGAGGAGUUGGAGGCCGCCUCCGGCAGAGCGGUGCCCCGAGACUUCAGGAGGCACCUGCUCCGCUCCAUCGCGCCACUCGGCACCUGCCAUCCCAGAGCAUUUGGUUCCUGCAGCAGAAGCGCCUCCACCAGCUCUUUGAGCCCCUCAUCCUCCUGGGAUCUGGAAGGGGCACAGAGGCGAAGAUGGACUCGGGCUGGCUGGACUCUUCCCCCCCCCCUUGUGUCCAUAGCAGGGGAAGUGGGCUUGGACCAUCCUAGCCCAGCCUUGAGGCGUCCUGGCGCUGUGGGGCUUCCACAGGCCACCGUUCGUGGCCCCCCAAGGCCCCAGGGCUUUUGGAGAGGGGGGGGUCUUCUCUCCCAUCGCAAGAUGAGUUUGCCCCCCCCCAUGUUAAGCAGUUCUGUUUGAUCAGGCUUCAGGGGCCAUUUGAUACCCUUCUCAGUACCAGGGAAUGUGACUGCUUCCCUACUGGCACACCUUUUACUCCUGGGGUUUCCUUAUGAGCCGAGCACCUACGUUUCGCUUUAGUUUUACGCUUGCAGCUUCCUGAGAGAGAGGCAGAGGCAUCUUGUGGGCAGUUCCGGCUGGCUUGACUUUUCUCCCUCCCCCAGCGUCACCCCUGGUGGCAGGAACAGACCAUCCAGGGGAUCUUUGAUUGGCAGUGAGCCGUGCUGGGUCUUUGGUAAAUAGGGAGUCAGACCGCCUCUCUCUCAAUUCUCUCUCUCCCCCCAGUUGCUUUGCAGUUGCAGCCACGUGUUCCGGUGUUGGUGGGAAGAUCUCCAGUUUAAGAUGACCAGUUAAAUUCUGGUCCUUUUGGACAUUUGGUGACUCAAAGGGGAAUUCCUGUAAUGGGGGGGGCAGCAUCUUCAGAAUUGGUGUGUGACUAAACCAGCAAGCGUGUUCCUCUGUUAAAGUCCUGCUGCUGAAUAAAUGUUGUUUUGAUUUCACAA